Messenger RNA from Blepharisma stoltei, 387 nucleotides. NCBI's taxonomy places the organism in Eukaryota, Ciliophora, Heterotrichea, Heterotrichida, Blepharismidae. The record is from the annotation of a GenBank genome assembly.
AUGUAUAGAAGUUUUUCUCAUACUAUAACGUUACGCAGAAGUCGACAGGAAAUAAUUGCUGAUGCUGAAACUCCUCAUUUUAAGAAAAAGAUCAAAAUACCUCGGCCAAGCAGCAAGGAGAGAUCUAGACGCCAGAUUGUGAGUUUUUGUAAAGAAUAUGAAAAAACGUUUAGAGAACCGAUUCAAGUGCAGUUUGGAGGGAAAAAAAGCUUGCCAGAAUCUUAUAGUGUUUAUAAUGUGCCAUUAGUAAUUGAAUCUUACUAUGAUCAAAAUGAAAUUCCUCAUCGCAGCUCUAGAAUGAAGCUUGAAGAACUGCAAAAAAAUUCUUUUAUAAAUGCAAAAGUUGAAGCCCCACAGUGGAGAAAACUAGACCAAACUCAAGCAUAA